GUCGCCAUAACAACGUCUAAACACAACAAACCGCCGCGGUGCAGCGCCAUCAAUUAUUGCAAUUUUCAUCAGCACAGCAUUAAAAACUGUUUUACACAACAUAAUCUGAAUAUGGAGGAAGCUGAUAAGGAUCCAGAAGAGGCUUCGAACGGGGUCUCCACAAAGAAAGCUGACGAAGACACGAGCGUGAAGGUCAAUGAGGAGCUCAAAGAGGAGGCCCGGAAGAGCCUCCCUCAGGAGGAGGAGGAGGUGGAGGAAGGUGAAAAGCAAAUCGCCCUUCAGAGGAUAACCAACCUGCAGAGAGACUUGACGUCGUUAGUCACCAACAUCCAAACUGCUGCUGAUGCCAGAGAGUCAAUGCGAAGGACAGAGUUGGAGGAAGCUCGCAAAAUCAGGUUGGAGGUACUGGAAAAUGAUGUAAAGUCCAGCCAGGAGAAGUUUGAGGAGAUCACCAGUGGGUGGUUGAUGGCUAAGGAGAAGGUCAUCCCUCAGGAGCUGCAGGAAGCUCUGAACAGCCAGCAGCAGCUGUGUGCUCUGCUGGUAGAGGACAAGAAAAAACUAAUAAAUGACCUACAACUGGAGCUGAAGGUUGGAGAUGAACGCUAUGUGAAGGACUUGAGGAAGCAGGCGGAGGAGCUGGAUCUGAUGAUGGAGAGGAUGGAGGACCAGAUCAAAACCCUGACAAAAGCCUACAGGGAGGAGCUGGCCCAGUUUGAGAGGGUAUAUCAGCAGGAAAGAGAAGUCUCACUUGCAAAGGACAUGAAUGAAUGGGAACGAGAAAUGAAAGAGCUUUGGGACAAAGAGCUAGAGAGGCUGGAGGAGAGGAGGAAGAAAGUGGAGGAGUAUGAGGCGAAAAUCCACAGACUGAUGUUGGAGACGAUAGACAAGCACUGCAUGGUCCAGAUAGACCAGACUGCCAAGUUUCAGGUUCUGGAAAGAGAGCACCAACAGAUACAGGGUGCCAACGUGAUUGCAAAGCUAAAGAAAAUAAAGCAGAGGAACGAGUGUGAUCAACACAGCUUCAAACUGACCCGUAUGAGGAACAGGAUCACCAGUCUGCGGGAAGAGAUGAAAAAAAUACAGACCAGGCGCAGCAAUCAGGUGAAACAGUUGAAAAAGACGAGCCGGUAUUUGUCCAAAGAGUGCAAUCGCAACAUCCAGCAAUAUGAAAGGAUACAGAAGAAAAUGAAGCACUUUGUAGUUGCUGAUGCCAGGGUAUUUGAAGAGAUGUGGCUGACGAUUGAAGCAGAAAUGAAGCAACAAGUUGAGAGGGUUUUAGUGAUCGACUCACUGAUCUGCAAGCAACACCUCGGCUUAGCCUGGGAGAGACCUCCGAUGGACUUCAUGGAGCUCUCUGGUCCCAUCCGGCCUCAGAAACAGGCGUGCCAGUCCUCCGCCUUUCGAACUAGACAGGCUUUACAGGGCAGCCAGGGGACGGUGGGAAGCUCAGGUGGACCUGGGCCGGAGGCUGAGAGCACUGAAGCUGAUAUGCACAAGGCAGGGACAGCGGCGCAGGGUGAGAGCGAUGCAGAGAUGGAGGAGGAGAAGCUGCCGAUGGAGACACUUAAGAAAGUGAUGGAGCUGCUGUGUGAUGAAGCGGGCUUUCUAAUGGAGGAUAAAAUCCUGAAGCUGCUGGCUCCCCUGGAGAAGGAAGAGCAGACUGUUGUGAAGCUGGGUUCACUCCUUUGUUCCUUUGGCCUUGAACAGGGGGAUGUGCCCAGGUUGGCUUGUUUCUUAUUAAAGUACAAAGAAGAGCAGAGACAGCAGACGGAGGGUGUUUGUGGUGAGCCGGGUGAAUCCAGUGACCGGGCAGAGGCAGUGGAAACCAUGCCUACAUCUAAUCUGACCUCUGACCUCAUCCAUCCUAACCACAUCCUGCCUGCUCUUAAAAGUUUCCUCAAAGAGCUCAUGAGGUCCAGAGCUCAGGGUCGCCAACGGGCCAGUUUUCUGCAAAUAGAAGCACGGGAUAGAUCAUUGGACGAAGCCUACUGGGAGAGUAUGGGCAACAUCAUCUCUGAGGACAAAAUCAAACUCUGGGAGGCAGCAGAGAACAAGCUAAAGCAGUAUCUUACGGUCCUCACCGACAUCUCUGAGGUCGCCCCUGAGACUGAGAGUCUGAGGCAGCAGAACACAGAGCUGAGGAUGCUGCUGCAACAAUCCCUCAACUCAAGAGUCAGCACAGAACAGGAGAUGCCAUAACCCAUAAUCAACAGAGCAGCAACAUGUAUGACCAUGUAUAUGAAAUCAUCAGUAUUUUUUAAAAGGAUUUCUAUUCAUAGUAAAGAAUAAAGCAUUAAUUAAAUCAUGUUAUGGAUUAUU
Lates calcarifer (barramundi perch) is the source of this 2319-nucleotide messenger RNA. It is a transcript of the gene drc1, whose product is annotated as dynein regulatory complex subunit 1 homolog (Chlamydomonas). NCBI's taxonomy places the organism in Eukaryota, Metazoa, Chordata, Actinopteri, Centropomidae. The transcript has 16 exons. The record is from RefSeq and is a predicted model, not a curated record. Gene Ontology annotation, cellular component: axonemal dynein complex; axoneme. The coding region runs from base 112 to 2199 and encodes 695 amino acids. Gene Ontology annotation, biological process: regulation of cilium movement; signal transduction; cilium-dependent cell motility.